Molecule: messenger RNA, 4530 nt
Organism: Siniperca chuatsi (mandarin fish)
Lineage: Eukaryota; Metazoa; Chordata; Actinopteri; Centrarchiformes; Sinipercidae
Product: extracellular calcium-sensing receptor-like
Exons: 12
Coding region: 30-4526 (1498 amino acids)
Biological process (GO): G protein-coupled receptor signaling pathway
Cellular component (GO): membrane
Molecular function (GO): G protein-coupled receptor activity
Source: RefSeq, a predicted model, not a curated record
UGUCACAAGUGAUAACAGGGCUGGUUUUCAUGGGGCUCUUGUUGGCAUUUGGAGCAGCAGAGGAUGAUGCUCCUUUCUGUCAGAUUGUGGGAAGUCCAGAGUUCCCUCUGUUGUCUAAAGAGGGAGAUGUCAUGAUAGGGGGAGCUUUUUCCAUCCACAGCAAAAUCACACAACCUCCACUUUCCUUUACAGAGAAACCAACACAUCUCACAUGUUCCAGUGUCAACCUCAGGGAGUUUCGAUUUGCCCAGACCAUGAUCUUUGCAAUCGAGGAAAUAAACAGAAGUGAAUUUCUUCUUCCCAGUGUUUCUAUUGGGUACCGUAUUUAUGAUAACUGUGGCUCAACAUUAUCCUCAAUGCGUGCAGUGAUGGCCCUGAUGAACGGAGAUGAUUGGACUGUGGGAAAGAGCUGCUCUGGUCAGUCAGCUGUUCAUGCUAUUAUUGGGGAGUCUGAAUCCUCUUCAACCAUUGUGCUUUCACGCACUACAGGACCUUUCAAAAUACCAGUGAUAAGUCAUUCAGCUACUUGUGAGUGUUUGAGCAGCAGGCAGGAGUAUCCCUCUUUCUUUCGAACCAUUGCCAGUGAUCUCUACCAAAGCCGAGCCCUCGCCCAGCUGGUCAAGCACUUUGGCUGGACCUGGGUCGGGGCAGUCAACAGCGACAGUGACUAUGGCAACAACGGCAUGGCCAUCUUCCUUGCUGCAGCCCAGGAGGAAGGAGUGUGUAUAGAGUAUACAGAGAAAUUUCACAGGACAGAACCAGAAAAACUCAUGAGAGUGGUAGACGUGAUCCAAAAAAGCACUGCUCAGGUCAUUGUUGGUUUCCUGGCUCAUGUGGAGAUGAACAACCUUCUACAGCAGUUGAGUCUACACAACAUCACAGACAAGCAGUUUGUUGGGGUGGAGGCCUGGAUCACUGCUGACAGCCUUGUGACUCCCACCAGCUUCAGUGUGCUGGGAGGUUCACUUGGUUUUGCUAUGCAAAAGGCCAAUAUCAGUGGCCUGGAUGAUUUUUUAAUCAAAGAUUUUUGGGAGACAGAGUUUAAGUGCAAGGAGACAAACAGAGACACCAUGAUAGAAAAAGCACAUUGCAAAGAGAACCAGGAUCUUAUUGAGCUUAAAGAUUAUGAUGAUGAUGUGGCAGAGCUGAGAUACUCCAGUAACAUCUACAAAGCCAUCUAUGCUGUGGCCCAUUCUCUGCAUAGUAUCCUAAAGUGCUCCAAAAGUCAGGGGUGUGACAAGACUGUAAAGAUUACUCCCUGGCAGGUAGUGGAGUCUUUGAAGCAGGUGAAUUUUACCAUUAAGAAUGGGGACCAGGUGUGGUUUGACAGCACCGGAGCAGUUGUGGCUCGGUAUGAAGUGGUGAACUGGCAGCUUGGAUCAGAUGGCUCAGUCCAGUUUAAACCUGUCGGCUACUAUGACGCCUCCCUACCUCCUGGACAGAAGUUUGUCCUCAAGACUGAAGCCAUAAUGUGGCGUGAUGGACAGACAGAGUUGCCUGUGUCAGUGUGCAGUGAGAGCUGUCGUCCAGGAACUCAUAAAGUCCUUCAGAAAGGAAAGCCAGUCUGCUGCUAUGACUGUAUACCGUGUGCAGAGGGAGAAGUCAGCACCAGCACAGAUUCUAAUGACUGCAAAAAGUGUCCUGAAGAGUAUUGGUCCAAUCAAAACAGAGAUGCAUGUGUACUGAAAAAUGUCGAGUUCCUCUACUUCACUGAGGUUAUGGGUAUAAUACUUGUAUUUUUCACUUUGUUUGGUGUGCUCCUUACUUUUUUUGUUGCCACUCUAUUCUUGAUCAAUAGGGACACUCCCUUGGUGAAGGCCAACAACUCUGAGCUGAGCUUCCUGCUGCUCUUCUCCUUGACUCUGUGUUUCCUGUGUUCUUUGACCUUCAUAGGUCGGCCUUCUGAGUGGUCCUGCAUGCUACGACACACAGCAUUCGGCAUCACCUUUGUCCUCUGUAUCUCUUGUGUGCUUGGGAAAACAGUAGUGGUGUUGAUGGCCUUUAAAGCUACACUUCCAGAGGAGGACACUAUGCUCUGUGAGAUGCUGGGGAGCCCAGAGUAUCCUCUGUUAUCUAUGGAAGGAGAUAUCACUAUUGGAGGAGCUUUCUCUAUCCAUAGCCAAAUCUCAAAGCCUCCGCUCUCCUUCACAGAUAGUCCAGAACCUCUCAUGUGCUCCAGGAUAAAUUUCAGAGAAUUUCGUUUUGCCCAAACAAUGAUUUUUGCCAUUGAGGAGAUCAACAAAAGCAGCUCUCUGCUACCUAAUAUCUCAAUUGGUUAUAAGGUAUUUGACAGCUGUGGUUCAACACUGCCUUCAACGCGUGCAGUGAUGGGUUUAAUGAAUGGACAGGAAAGGACUUUGGGAAAAACCUGCUCCAGCCAGUCAUCUGUUCAUGCCAUCAUCGGAGCCUCUGAGUCCUCCUCAACCAUUGUGAUGCUACAAAUUUCAGGGAUAUUCCAAAUACCAGUGAUCAGCCACUUUGCCACUUGUGCUUGUCUGAGUAACAGAAAGGAAUACCCCUCCUUCUUCAGAACCAUCCCUAGUGACUACUAUCAGAGCAGAGCCUUGGAAAAACUUGUAAAGCACUUUGGCUGGACAUGGGUUGGGGCAGUUAGAAGUGACAAUGAUUAUGGUAACAAUGGCAUGGCAACAUUUAUCACAGCUGCAAGUCAGGAGGGGGUCUGUAUUGAGUACUCAGAGUCCAUCUCAAGGACUGACCCCAGUGAGCAGGUUGCCCGGGUGGUCAGAGUGAUGCAAAGCGGCAGUGCAAGGGUUGUAGUUGCCUUCCUCGCCCAGGGCGAGAUGGACGUUCUGCUUGAGCAAGCUCUGAACCAGAACUUGACUGGGCUUCAGUGGGUGGGCAGUGAGUCCUGGAUUACAGCAAUUCAUCUUGCCACGAAAAGGUACUCGGGAAUCCUGACAGGGUCUCUGGGCUUCGCCAUCAAAAAGACAAAGAUCACAGGCCUUCAAGAGUUUCUUUUGCAGGUUAACCCAAGUCAGGACCCUCAGAAUAAUCUGCUGAGAGAGUUCUGGGAAGCCACAUUUGGCUGCAGUUUCCAAUCCAGUCUACAUGGUCAGACCCAGUGCUCUGGCUCUGAAAGACUACAGGACAUCAACAAUCCUUUCACAGAUGUGUCAGAGCUAAGGAUAUCUAACAAUGUGUAUAAGGCUGUGUAUGCUGUGGCUCAUGCUCUGCAUAACAUGUUAAAAUGUGGACAAAGUGGUGAAGCAGUGAAUCAAUCAUUUAUCUGGAAAGAUGAUUUAGAGCCAAAACAGGUUGUGAAACACCUCCAAAAUGUGAAUUUCACUCUUCAGUCAGGAGAGAGUGUGUAUUUUGAUGAAAAUGGAGACCCUGCAGCGACUUAUGAGCUGGUGAACUGGCAGAGAAACAAAGCAGGAGAUACUGUGUUUGUGGCUGUAGGGAGCUACAAUGCUUCACAACCAAAUGGAAAGCAGUUUACCAUAAAUGGAAUAAACAUAACAUGGGCGGCCGAAUCCCCAAAGAGGCCACAGUCUGUCUGCAGUGAGAGUUGUCUGCCAGGUUUCCGGCAGGCUGUGAUUAAAGGUAAACCCAUCUGCUGUUUCUCCUGCAUCGCCUGUGCUGCUGGAGAGAUCAGCAACUUCAGCAAUUCUACAGAGUGUUCACUGUGCCCACUGGAGUACUGGUCAAACGAAGAUCAUAGCCAGUGUGUUCCAAAGGUGAUCGAGUUCCUAUCUUAUGGAGAAACCAUGGGAGCCCUUCUCACUGCUUUCUCAUUGUUUGGAGCAAGCUUAACACUGGUGGUGUCAUGUGUCUUCUUUCGGUUUCGUCACACACCUCUUGUCAAAGCCAGUAACUCUGAGCUGAGCUUCUUGCUGCUCUUCUCCUUGACUCUGUGUUUCCUGUGUUCUCUGACCUUCAUCGGCCGGCCUUCUGAGUGGUCUUGCAUGCUGCGACACACAGCUUUUGGCAUCACCUUUGCCUUGUGCAUGUCUUGUAUCUUGGCUAAAACCAUGGCAGUGGUGAUUGCCUUUAAGGCUAAAAGGCCAGCAAACACAGUUCCUCAGUGUUCUGCUCCGCUUCAGAGAACAAGUGUUCUUAGCUGUACUUUACUGCAGGUGUUAGUUUGUGUGCUGUGGUUAAAUUAUGCUCCGCCACACCCAUACCAAAAUACAGCUCAUGCCACUGAAAGGAUUAUUCUAGAGUGUGAUUUAGGUUCACCCAUAGGUUUCUGGGCUGUGUUGGGGUAUAUAGGACUUCUGGCUGUGCUUUGCUUCAUUCUUGCUUUUCUGGCUCGAAAACUGCCUGAUAAUUUCAAUGAAGCUAAAUUCAUCACCUUCAGCAUGCUGAUAUUCUGUGCUGUCUGGAUCACCUUUAUCCCAGCAUAUGUCAGCUCGCCUGGGAAGUUUACUGUAGCUGUAGAGAUAUUUGCUAUUCUGGCCUCUAGCUUUGGGUUGCUUUUCUGUAUAUUUGCUCCAAAAUGUUAUAUUUUACUAUUGAAACCAGAGAGAAAUACUAAAAAACAUAUGAUGGGGAGAAACCAAUAAAAAU